GCAACCAUGGGACUAGUCCCUUCGGAUCUGACCAGCUUGGAGCAACGCACCUCGGGGUUCUACGAGCACAGGCGAAGUUCUGUGGUGCUGAACUUACCUGGACUUGAGGUGUUCCCUGGGGACCUUCUGGUGUCAGAUGGAGCUGCGGAUUACCUGUGCCACCCACUUCUGCUGCUGAAUUCAGAAUCCAAAAAGCCAAGAUGGCCUUUCUCCAAGAGAGGAGUGGGCAAAGACAAACACAAGCACGUAUCCGAUCUGGAAAACUGCCUCUCCUCUGUGAAGAUUACCAACUUCAGGGGCUAUGAGUUCUACAGCUUUAAGGACAAGACCUGGAAUGAAGUCAUGGAAACACAUCAAAAACUUCCUACUGAUCAAUUAGACUUGAGAAAGCAGCAAGAGGCAGUGUGGGAACUUUUCACGAGUGAAUGCACUUAUUUCUUGGACCAUUUAUUAGUUCUUAAGAUGAUUUUUAUGAAUACACUUAAAUAUCUUCAAACUCGUGAAUUUCUCCUGGAUGUGGAUUUAUGGAGACUCUUUUCAAACCUGGAGGAGUUAGCUCAGACAAGCCUUGGUUUUGUGAACAGUCUUUUUAGCCUCAUCAAGGACUAUGUAGAUGCUUCUGAGACUUCACCAUCGAUGGAUUUCAUCUCCGUGCUCACAAAGUAUUUCCAAGGGAACCUCUGUCACAGCCACCAGACCUACUGCCUGAACUACUCAGCUGCUGUCUUUUAUCUUGACAGCCUGAGGCAGAGAGACGACUUUGGGAUUUAUUUAAAAUGGUGUGAGCAGAACGAGCAGUGCAGACGUCUGCACCUGCCAGAGUUGCUGGUGGCUCCACUACACAGGCUUACUCGAUACCCACUGUUGCUGAAGAAUAUCUGGAAAAGGAGUAUAGACACUGCUGAGAAAAUCAUGAUCUACUCCAUCAAGGAAAAGGUGGAAAAGUCAAUCCGAGACCUUGAAGGAAAAGUGAAGUGGCUGGACAAUUUCCAAAAAUUUAGACAUCUACAGGAGAUUAUAGUGUGGCCUCCGCUUUGGGAUAGAGAUAAAAGGUUUUUCAUUCCAGAGUGUUUGAAACACAUUUUUAAAGAACACAUGGCAGAAAACGUCUUGUCACCAACCAACAGACACCUUCUCUAUGAAGGCAAAUUAACUCUUGCAGAAAGCACAAGAUUCCUAGACGUUUAUCUGUUUCUCUUUGAUGAUUUCCUCUUAGUUACCAAAAUGAAGCGCAACAAAAAGAAAGUUGGAGGCUCAGACACUGGUUUAAUGUGUCCUUCUCUUACUCCUGAGCUGCAAACAGUAAUAAAGGAGGGCGGUUCGUGUACAGUACUUGACCAGCCUAUUCCACUGGAUAGACUGGUAGUCAAAAGUAUCGAUCCACUCCACGUGUCAGUCUUUGGGCUGAGAAAUGCUUUUCUUAUACAACACGAAAACAGAUAUCGACAGUGUAUAGCAGCAUUCUUAUUACAAGCCCAAACGGAAAACAUCAAAAAAACAUGGAUGGUACACAUAACAGCAGCAAUCUCUUGCUUUACCAAGAAUCAGGAAACCAAGAAAGUAUCUUUAUUCACAUUGCCUGCAGAAUCCUCUGAAAUUUAGGGACUAAAACAAGUGGCAUAUGUUUUUAGAGAUUAGGACUUAAGGUAUUAUUUCAUUCAAACUUUUGUAACACUUAUCUAGUGAUGAGCUAGAAGGAAAAGUGCGUUUUAAAGGAGUUCCGGAAUUUGAGAAUUUGAGCUAGGAAAAUCCUCAGUAUAGAGGAAUAAUGACUGCAACAAAUUUGAACUCUGAGGAAUUUCUCGACAAAUAUAUACGAUAUUCAGACUACCUUCUAAUACUGCGGUCAGGUUUGUAAGAGGUGCGAGUGAAGAAUGGUGCUAUUAUAAUUUGUAAAGGGUGAAUGAUCAGAUGCAUGGAGUAUCAGAAGGAAAACGUUCACUGCUUGUGUCCAACAGGAACACCAGCAUCUUACUUUGUGUGUAUCUAUAAAAUAAUGAAACCAAUUUUCCUGCAUGGCUUGUACAUCAGUCUUACUGCUUUAUAGUCCUACCUCAAACACCAUGAUAAUUCUUUUGAUACAAAGUUUGAUUACUCUUUUAAUGUUAUGCAAUAAAUAAGGUCUACAUUUUAAUAGCACCUUUAAAAUUUCUGUUUUACCACAGUUUAUUUAUCUCAGGUGUACUUUAUAAUACUCUAAUUUGCAAGUAGAAAACCUCAAAGACUAAAUUCCAUUAUCUUAUUUCAAGAUAGAAAAAACUAGUAUCUGUUCUGUUUUCACCAGUUAACACUUUUACAUGGGAAAUUGUCAUGAAUACGAAUAGCAAGAUAUCUUUCUCUUAACUUUGUUUUUUGCAGAAUGAUGGUGUUUUGUCAUAAAAAUACUUUCUGGUUUUGAUUGGUAGGUCUGUGUCUGUGUGUGUGUUUUAGCACAGUACAGUAACUUAAUUUUAUUUGGCAGGAUUUAAAACUUCAUUAGAAUUUUUAUCAAGAAAGGCAGUUUGAAUUAUUAUAUACACUAUUAAUUGCAUUUAAGCAACUAGUUCUUAGGGUCAGAUUAUUAUAUCAAAUGAAGUCCACAAACUUCAACUUCAGGCAUGAUACCUUUUGAAAUUUCCAAAGCAGAAGCAGUAAAUUUUUCAAGUUUGCCUGCAAGACAACUGAGACCUUAACUAAUUUCUUUAAGCUGAAGCAUGGGAUAGAGAGAGAAUGAUGUUUUCUGGGGAAGUCAUGUGCACAGUAAUUCUUUGAGGAAGGAGCAUAUUUCCCCAUGCAAACAAGGCAGUACAGCAAGUGCAGCAGAAAGACUCUUGUGCAAGGGCCCAGCACUCUUAGAAUGGAGAGUAAUAGUCUCUUCGUAGUAAUGUCAGACAUUUAUUAGAAAUAAAGAGAAAAUAAAAGGAAAAUCCGGAAAGCAAUAACUAUUGUUAAUAGCUAAGAAUAAGUGAGGAGGAAAAAAAUCAAAGAGAAAAACAGACUUCAAGUGAGUUCCUACACAUGGUAUCUGGAUGGGACUGAAAGCAAUUAUGUCCAGGAGAAGACAACAUAGAUUUAUGCAAGAGAAGAUAUAUAAAGAAAUUUCUGGCUAAAAAAAUAUUUUUUAAAAAAUUAACAAUCACCUUCCAGAGAUUUUUAGAUAUAAAUCAACCUUGGAGGUGAGCAAUGGACUAGGACUAGGUGACCUCUCAAGAUCCCUUUAGUCCUGUGAGUCCAGCAACCACAUAUUUAUAGGUAUAAAGGACUAGUUUUCUCCCUCUGAAUAUCCUUAAAGGGAGAAAAAGAUUGACUAAAUUAACACAAGGUAUGUAAAACAGCUCAAGAAUAUGUUAUACAUAAACUAGAGUUCUAUAAUGCUCAAAAAAUAACAUAUCUAAUAUACAAUAUAUUAAGUGCUUGAGGAUAUGCACAUUAAACUCUUCAGAGGGAAGCACAUUAGAAUGAAAUGGGGGAAAAAAACCAUUCUGGAACC
Molecule: messenger RNA, 3469 nt
Organism: Propithecus coquereli (Coquerel's sifaka)
Lineage: Eukaryota; Metazoa; Chordata; Mammalia; Primates; Indriidae
Gene: PLEKHG7
Product: pleckstrin homology domain containing, family G (with RhoGef domain) member 7
Exons: 15
Coding region: 7-1602 (531 amino acids)
Biological process (GO): Rho protein signal transduction
Molecular function (GO): guanyl-nucleotide exchange factor activity
Source: RefSeq, a predicted model, not a curated record